AUGAAUGAGAAAGGCAUAAUUCCAGAUGUUGUCACUUUUACUUCCUUAAUUUCUGCAGCAUGCAAGUCUGGAAAAUGGGAAGAAGCUGUGCGGCUAUUUAGAAACUUGAUUGAUUCAAUCCGGGGGCAAGCUUAUGAAUCAGUGCCAAGCUUCAAGCAACUGCAACCUCCAGGGGAUUCACACACUAGAAGAUCAACUUUCGACUCGUUUCUGGCAGGCUGCAUUCCGGUUUUCUUUCAUCCUGCAACUGCGUAUACACAGUAUUUGUGGCAUUUACCGGAGAAUCAUACCAAGAAUUCGGUGUUCAUUCCGGUGAAAGAAGUUGAAGAUUUGAAAGAAGGCAUCAUUGAGAAAACUUUGCUUGGAAUUUCAAUGCAUGAGGAAUUGGCCAUGAGGGAUGAGGUUAUAAGGCUAAUACCAAAUCUGGUAUAUGCAGAUCCCAGGUCAAGAUUAGAGACCGAAGAUGCAUUUGAUUUAGCUGUUUAG
This is a messenger RNA of Prunus mume (Japanese apricot), 486 nucleotides long. The record is from RefSeq and is a predicted model, not a curated record. Lineage: Eukaryota; Viridiplantae; Streptophyta; Magnoliopsida; Rosales; Rosaceae.